Molecule: messenger RNA, 1215 nt
Organism: Fusarium tjaetaba
Lineage: Eukaryota; Fungi; Ascomycota; Sordariomycetes; Hypocreales; Nectriaceae
Product: transcriptional regulatory moc3
Exons: 2
Coding region: 1-1215 (404 amino acids)
Biological process (GO): regulation of DNA-templated transcription
Molecular function (GO): DNA-binding transcription factor activity, RNA polymerase II-specific; zinc ion binding
Source: RefSeq, a predicted model, not a curated record
AUGCUCGCUCCAAAACCCGCGUCCCGAGGCCGAACUAAAGUAAAGACAGGCUGCGCAACAUGCCGAAUCAGAAAGAUCAAGUGCGACGAGGCCAAGCCCUUCUGUGAGAAGUGUGUCAAGACUGGACGCAAAUGCGAUGGUUACGAAUCUGUCUUCAGGCCCUUUCCCAGCACGCCGCAGCCGAUCGUCAAGCCAGAUCCAGGGCAUGAUUACGCUAAGGACGAGCCUCCAUUGAGCACUGGGGAUCUCAAUCGAUACUUCUCGACCAAAACGAUAUUCGAUGUUGAGCUUAGCUGCAAUGAAGAGGCAGAGCAGGUCCUGCAAGCUAGCAUGACUAACGACUCGAUACGGCAUGCUCUGCUGUCUCUCAGGGCUCUUCGUGGAAAUCUCGAGGCGAAGAACGAAGGAGAUACAUCCGAGACCGACGCACAGCAGAGAUUGAGCUACAACUUCGGCCUUCAGCAGUAUAGUAAAGCUUUAACGAGUCUUGCUUCCAACCUUGCAUAUCCCAGCCCCGAAAGCCUAAAGUCCGCACUGCUUUGUUGCCAAGUCUUGAUCAGCGUUGAGCAAGUCCGGGGGAACUUUUCAGCCAUGGGACUGCACAUCAUUCGAGGACUGGACAUCCUGCGCGAGUACCGCGCCAGACCGUACAUGACCACCGAUGGCCUAAUGCCAGCACGACAUACUGGUCUGCCUGCCUUGGAUGUCUUUAUUAUAAAGCUGUUCGCUGCGCCUUGCAAGUUCACGGAACAACAACCCCCCGAAUCUUCGAACAUAGCAAUGCCGCCGGUUGAGACGAAAGAUCGAAAGCUGGCACCGAAUAUGCGAGCGGAACUCACAAAGUUCGCUACGUCCACUAUCGCGCUGCUCGAAAAGACGGCAAAGAUCCAGUUGGAAGAACAGGCUCAUGUGCUUCUCUCGGAAAGACGAGGCUUGCUUGAUGGCUUGGACUCAUGGCUCGCUGCUCUCGAAUCGCUUCAGAAUGAGACACAACCGGGAAAGCCAGAGUCUAUCUCUGAUGACUUCUUGCGUAUCUUAUAUCUUAUCCUGAAAAUCAUUCUUCUUGGAACUUUAGAAACUUCACCAGAUCUUGAUGCCAAGCUAAAGGAAGAAAACAAGCAGCUACAAGGUUUAGCGAACCUCGUCAAUGAACGACUAAAGGAUUAUGAUAUGCGACAAGGGAUUAAUACUAGCUUAGCAAAGCAAUCUCAAUAA